Brassica napus (rape) is the source of this 1524-nucleotide messenger RNA. Its product is annotated as diacylglycerol kinase theta. NCBI's taxonomy places the organism in Eukaryota, Viridiplantae, Streptophyta, Magnoliopsida, Brassicales, Brassicaceae. Bases 331 to 1281 code for a protein of 316 amino acids. The transcript is spliced from 2 exons. The record is from RefSeq and is a predicted model, not a curated record.
ACGCACAACCAAUUAGUGACAAAUAAGUCCACGAAGCAUCUUCUUUCCUUUCUAGAACCCUAAAAGCAAACCAUACACUUCUCUUAUCUCUCUCUUUCUCAAAGAACCUGUCAAUGUAAUUAAAACAGUUUCCAAUAUUUUCGCCACCAUAAAUAAACUCUCACCUCCACCUCUUUAACUCCACCACUCCAAUUGAGAAAAUAAUUUAUUUUAUAAAACUUCACCACUCUAGAAAUUUCAUACCACGCAAACAAAAACAAACUCAUAAACCCUAAUCAACCACAACUUCCACCACCAACUCAAAGCUUUCAUUUUCCAAAUUAAAGAAGAAUGAGCAGAAGCAAAUCCAUAGUCAUCAAUUCCAGUUCCGAAAAUAGUAUCUCCACGGUCGCUGCCGCAGCUGUAGCUAUGAGACGUUCUGCUUCAAACGCAAGCCCCGUGGUACAUACUAAUGAUCUUAACAGAGAACCGCGGCGACCGCGGUCAGUUAAGUUUCCGGUAUCUCCCCAACUGAUACAAGGGGAAGAGAUGGUCCAUUUCGGACAUCCGCAACACGUGCUGGUUAAAGUUGAAUUGCCAGAUAUCUACACGUGUGCAGGUUGCAAAGAAGAAGGAGCUGGGAUUAGGUACGUGUGCCAAGAGUGUGAUUAUCAGCUCCAUGAGUUUUGUGCUUUGGCUCCUCCUCUACUCAAGUCGCAUCCUUUUCAUUACCAGCAUCAGCUUCUGUUUUUUGCCAAGCCUGCUAAAGGAGGAAUAAUGAAAUCAAAAUGCGACGUGUGUGGAAGAUCACCUAAAGGUUACACCUAUAGAUGCAAAGCUUGCAGUUUCCAGAUGCAUCCUGGCUGCGCCAUGUUAUCUCCUUCCCUCUCCUCUUCCUCUCUCCAUCGCCACCCUCUACAGCUCCUCCCCUCUUCCUCCCCUGCCAACACCACCGGCGGGUUCCUCUGCGGAGAGUGCAAGAGAGGUAAGCGAGUCGGGAGGGUUUACCGUUGCACCGUUUGUGAUUACCACUUGCAUGCCGUAUGCGCCAAGGACGCCGCCGUGAACGGCCUUCGUGAGAACGGACACAAAGGGAGGGAUAGGUCUCCAGCGGUUUUGGGAACGGCGGCGAGGUUAGCGUCGCAGGUUGUGAUUGAUUUUCUUGGUGGUAUGAUGGAAGGUCUAGGUGAAGGUGUUGGUGAAGCCAUUUUGGACGGUGUAAGUAGAGGCGGUGGUGGUGGCGGUCGCGGUGGAGGAAAUGGAGGUGUUACUGGGGUAACUCCACGUGUCAGAGGAGGCUAAUUAUGGAACUUUGGAGAUAAUUAAUUAGGAGUGUUUAUAUGCAUAUUGAAAUGAUUGUAUUGUUUUUUUUUUGCCGUGGUGAUUGGUAAAUGGUAAUUACAUAUAGACUUUGUAGUGUUGAUGUUAUUGGGUUGGGUGAGAGGGAGGUAGUAUAUUGAUUAAAUUUGGGGAUAAAGUAACAAGAAUACGAAAAAUGUGUAAUGUUUAAUUAGUUUUGAUAUUAAUUAAAGUAAUGUUGAUGUA